AUGAUUAAAAGUGAAGAGUUUGGCGAUAGCAAUUGUUGCACUAGUAUUACUACACAUCAAGGCUUACAUCAGUUAAAUGCCAAUCAUUCUAGUUUGUAUCGCAAUUUAUCAUCGAAUAUAUUAACUUCUACAAACUUUCAACCGGUUAUGUAUGGCGGCAACGAUGGCCCGGCCGCCUCGUCUCAUUCGAUUAUGCGUAUGAAUCAAAAUUCACCGGAAUUGGUUGACGAAAAGCCACCAAUAUCUAGUGUAAAUUAUUUGGAACGUGCGCGCAAAUGUUUCUCGUCAUCAAUGAUGAGUCAAGUGGAGACAAUGAAUCAAUAUAGUUUGACGUCUUUGAAUAGCAUGAGCACACCGCCAACAUCUUCCAGUCCCAUUACGUAUGGUGUGAUCUUGCAUAAUGGUCCGACGCAUGCAUCGCAUACGCAAACAACCGGACCUCCUGCACGCCCGUCUAAUGAUUCGCCAUCUAAUCAAAAUUCCGAACAACAUUAUCCAGCUGCCAACAAUCCAAAUAGUAAAAUUGUUAAUUUACUACCCACAACCAUGCUAAGUCAGCCGCUAAAUCAUCACUACACGUCAACGAUUAAAUUUUGCAGCAGUAAAUCGAAUAGUUCAGAAUAUGAUCAUCACCAUCAACAGAAUGAUAAUCUCUCAAAUAAUCAAUCAACGGAAAGAGAUCAUCAUAUGAACAAUUCAAAUACUAGUGAACUUUUAUCCCAUUCCUUGUUACGGUCCGCUGCUUCAGGUGGCGUCAUCGCCAGCACGCAUUUACCGUCCUCAACUAAUACGCUGACCUAUGCGACAAGUUCAUCGCCGACAAAGCUAUUAACAAAUAAUCAAAGCGAUAAUAAAGCAACAACUAUAAUGCAGCAACAUCCUGCACAACAACUGACAAAUUCCUCGCAAGAAUUAUCUUCGCCUGAUACUACGAAAAAAUCAGGCACGCGACGUUCAGAGAAACCAAAUAUAAGUUACAUAAAUAUGAUUGCAAUGGCAAUUAAAGACUCGCCGUCCGGAAAGCUCACUUUAAGUGAAAUCUAUAGCUUUUUGCAAAAAAAAUUUGAAUUUUGCAAUGGAAACUACGUAGGUUGGAAGAACUCAGUACGACAUAAUCUUAGCUUAAACGAUUGCUUUAAAAAGUUACCAAAAAGCAUGGGUGUAGGGAAGCCGGGCAAGGGCAGUUACUGGACUAUUGCGGAAAAUUCGGCUUAUAUGUUCCACGAUGAGGGCAGCUUAAGACGUAGACCGAGAGGUUAUAAGGCGAAAAUGAAAGGCAAACCUUAUGCAACAACUAAUGGAUUUUAUUCGAACAGUUCUUUCGAUACAGGAAUGGAUAACGGUAAUUUUUAUGGUACCCAAGGCGGUUUUAGCGGUUACGAAUACCCGAAUACGUUAGUAACGGGCAGUUUUGACAACUGGUGUCCAUCGCAUUCGCAUGCUCACGCGCAGAAUUCUCUAUCUCAGUACCCGAAUUUACCAGUGGCCUCUUCUUCUGGCGCGUUACGCACAAAUAAUGCCACGCCACCCUUGGCUCACUCAAUUGCCAACAUAUCAGGUAGUGAUUCGCCUUCCGUCCCCUCAAUAACCAUUGCGACAACAUCGUCUUUGCAAAGUUCCAAUCCUAACUUAGAUUAUGCUACUGCUUCGCUAGUUGCAGCCAGCACUGGUUAUGCUUACGGCGGCGGUGGUGGUACAUAUAAUAUGGAGAACGGUCUACGUUCGUUAAGUUUGCCACAAAGUUCUUCGUUAACAAUGCUCUCCUCGCAUCAGCAUUCAGCAGUCACGGUAGCAACAAGCAAUCAUCAUACCUCGAUGACACCUCCGUCGCCACCGUCAACGGCUGCGUUAGCAACCAGUUCCCCCAUAUUAAUAAAUACCCCUACGUUAAUAGAUCGUAAACCUGUUUAUUUACCGCCGUUAACUCCGCCCUCGGCCAAUAUGUCCACAUCGCCAUUACACCAUCAUCAUCAUCAUCAUCAUCAUCAUCAUCAUCCAUUGAAUACGACUAGCAGUACUAAUGGCGGUAAUGGCGGUAAUGGCGGUAAUGGCGUUAAUGGUGAUAAUGAUGCGAACAACUAUUAUGAACAUAUUAAAUAUUCUAAUUAA
Messenger RNA from Glossina fuscipes, 2109 nucleotides. RefSeq names its product forkhead box protein biniou. The transcript is spliced from 4 exons. Gene Ontology annotation, molecular function: DNA-binding transcription factor activity, RNA polymerase II-specific; RNA polymerase II cis-regulatory region sequence-specific DNA binding. Lineage: Eukaryota; Metazoa; Arthropoda; Insecta; Diptera; Glossinidae. The coding region runs from base 1 to 2109 and encodes 702 amino acids. Gene Ontology annotation, cellular component: nucleus. The record is from RefSeq and is a predicted model, not a curated record. Gene Ontology annotation, biological process: regulation of transcription by RNA polymerase II; animal organ morphogenesis.